ACAAAUAAGUUCUGCGCCACAAACAACAUCUGUGGAGAGAGAAAGCAACCCCUUUAAUCCUUCACAAGAAUAAGAAUCCAAUUUUGUUCAAGUCUCUGGCUGAGACUGAGGGUAAUGGCUUACAAUAAAGGCAACCAUGGCGGCGGCGGCGGCGGAGGAAAUAGGGGAAGAUCAUACGCGCUGAUGUUGCUGCUGGCAUUUGGAGCUGCGUUGCUUGGGGUAAUGGUGCUUCAUAAGUUCAGGGAAAGGCGUGUUUACACCCUUCUCCUGAAAGAAAAAGACCGUGAUCUCCUAGCCCUUCAGCUUUUCUUGCAGAAGGAAAGAGAUCACACUAAAGAGAUGAAAAGGAAGAACGAAGAAAUGAAGGCGAAGAUAUACUCCCUGAGAAGCCAAAAGAUGGAGCUUGACAGAAGAGUUCUGGAGAUGAAGUCCACGAUGGAUUCGCUGAAAGAAGAGCAGAGAGUGAUGGAAUCCGCAUUCGAAGAAAAGCAGAAUGAGAUCAAAAUGCUGAGAGAAAAAGUGAGCGAUUUGGAAAAUGAAAAUCCUGAAUUGAUAGCUUUAAAGGACAAGUUUCGGCAGAAGGAAGCAGAGAUGGAGGCCUUGAAGCACCGUUUUGAAGAGGCAUUUAAGAGCCGCGGAGUAAGCAGUAAUGAUCGGACCAUCCUUCCAGAAAGCGUGUUGGAAAAUGGAACAAUGACGGCGCAAGAGAAAACUCAGACCGAAAAUAAACAAAGGGACGAGCAAUCGCAUGAUCAAGCUGCCAACUAUGAGGAUGGUAAGAGCAUUACGAACGAAGAUGCAAGCAAAAACAAAUUGACCAAGUUUGAUGAAGAUGAACAAAAUAAGAGGAAAGAAAUUCUGCAAGCUGAUGGUGGUGCCGGUGUCACUGCAAAAGAAAUGGACGAGGAAUUCGUGGAUGGUGAAGAAAAUGUGACAAUCAGAGAAGAGCAGCGUGGAAAAUUUGAGGAUGAGACAAUUGGUGGAAGUCAGGAAUUCAGUUUGAAGCAAAUGGAAGAUAACCCCAAAAUUCCUCAUGAUGAGGAAAGGAAACUUGUCCGUCUAGGUAGAACAAAGGGGAAGAGAUGGAGAGCGAUUGUCAAGAACGGUUCACUGGGAAACAAUGGGAUUUCCAAAAGUCAUGGACCUGUGAGCAUAAGAAGCAGAAAGCUUAACAGAGACCAGCAAGAUGAUAAAAACAAUGAAAGGGGGGAAGAGGAGAUGAGUGAUGACAGUCCGAGCAACAACAAGGCAGAAGAAAAAGUGCAGAAGCAUGGAAGGCAUGACGAUAUACAGGAUGGCAAAACCAAGAUAGUAGAUGAUAUGAAUCACCAGGUGACUGACAAUGAUUUUGGCGCGCACCCAGGUAAACAGACAACAUGGGAUGAGGACGGACAGUCAGAAAAGCAAGAGGAAACUGGAGUAGAACAAAGUUGGAGUAGAAGGCAUAUCAACUUGGUGGAAAUGUAUGCCGGACAAGAAAAGACUCCCACUCUCCAUAAAGAACUCGAAAAACCAAAAGCUGCAGAUGUACAAGAGAAAGAUGACAUCGAAGGGCGUGAUGAUGAAGAUAAAAAUGACGAUUUCUCCGAGGAAUCCCAGUCCAACUUAGCAGAUGAGAAUGAGCACAAAGGGGAAAUGCACUAGUUAGGGUUUCAGGGGGUUUUGUUAUGACCCUGUGAAUUCAGCUAGUAUGUCCUGUUCGGACUAGGGAUACAACAGCCGGUAUUAAGUUUGAUGUGAUCAUAAACCACUAGCUCUAAAUAGUGUAGUGCCUUGGGAAAGAACAUACUAGUAAAACAAGCUGUACACGGCGUUCGAGGUUAUCUUCUCUGUAAUUAUAUGCUGCCUCGUUUUACCUUGAAAAUUACAGUAGCAACUGGCAAGGUAGACUAUACGCAAUCCGUGAAAGAUCACUUGAAUAAAUUCAUUGUUAGCA
Messenger RNA from Prosopis cineraria, 1936 nucleotides. RefSeq names its product intracellular protein transport protein USO1-like. The record is from RefSeq and is a predicted model, not a curated record. The transcript is spliced from 2 exons. The coding region runs from base 115 to 1644 and encodes 509 amino acids. NCBI's taxonomy places the organism in Eukaryota, Viridiplantae, Streptophyta, Magnoliopsida, Fabales, Fabaceae.